CUGGGGAGGCCUUGGGCUUGGAGGGCCAGACUGCGGGGCUACGCUCUGGCUGAUCUCAGCACACACCCACAGACCUCACAGAUUCCAGGAGCCCAGGGGAGGCCUGUGAGCCGCCUGCAGCCAUGUCAGCCCUCAGCCUGCUCAUUCUGGGCCUGCUCUCCGCAGUGCCACCCGCCAGCUGUCAACAAGGCCUGGGGAACCUGCAGCCCUGGAUGCAGGGCCUGAUCGCCAUGGCCGUGUUCCUGGUCCUCGUGGCAAUCGCCUUUGCUGUCAACCACUUCUGGUGCCAAGAAGAGCCGGAGCCCGUGAACAUGGCCGUGACCGUUGGCAACAAGGAAGAUGGGAUUCUGGCAGGAACGGAAGGGAAGUAUUCCUCAAUGGCGGCCAGCUUCAGGUCCAAUGAGCAUGAGAACGCCUAUGAGAAUGUCCGGGAGGAGGAGGGCAAGGUCCGGAGCACCCCCAUGUGACCCCACUUGCCGGUGGCCCCCAGCGCUGAUCCUGGGUGCCUGGAAUCAAUGCCAUGCCUCUGAGCAGGAAUCUACAGUAACAGGCCGACUUUUCCACCACACCCCACCCCACCCUCCUUUGAAUCCUCCUUCGGAACUCAGACUGUGCCGGGGAUGGGACUCCGCUGUGGCUCCGAGGUCUCCUGGGGGGUCUCCCACUCAAUUCAAUUCAGGAGACCCUUCUGAAGGAGACAGUCAGCUCAGCACCUCCCAUCCUGCCUACAUUUCCUCCCCUCACUGGAAAUGGCCUUAUUUCUGUGAAUAAAACCUUUUUGUACUUCG
This is a messenger RNA of Myotis daubentonii (Daubenton's bat), 788 nucleotides long. It is a transcript of the gene PDZK1IP1, whose product is annotated as PDZK1 interacting protein 1. NCBI's taxonomy places the organism in Eukaryota, Metazoa, Chordata, Mammalia, Chiroptera, Vespertilionidae. The record is from RefSeq and is a predicted model, not a curated record.